This is a messenger RNA of Nicotiana attenuata, 2356 nucleotides long. RefSeq lists its product as uncharacterized. The transcript is spliced from 2 exons. Bases 78 to 2060 code for a protein of 660 amino acids. Lineage: Eukaryota; Viridiplantae; Streptophyta; Magnoliopsida; Solanales; Solanaceae. The record is from RefSeq and is a predicted model, not a curated record. Gene Ontology annotation, molecular function: protein binding.
UCUCCGGCAAAGUAUCUUACCUUCCUCAUCCACUUUUUUCAUUUUCUCUCUCCUCACUACCCCACCCCUCCACACACAUGGAACCCCCACUACUACCCGGCGGCCCACCGAUUUCCACCACCGUUACAACGGCGUCGGUGGUCGGAACUAUGACACAACCACCACCACCGACGUCAUCGUCACAUCUCAACAACUACGCCAACUCACUAGAUUCCGCCUCCCCAAAGUCACGCAACUCCAACUCCUGGGACGACCAGCAACCGGCUAACGCCGGCGGCGGCGGUGGAAAGCUCCGCCUCAUGUGCAGCUACGGUGGACACAUAAUCCCUCGCCCACACGAUAAAUCCCUCUGCUACAUCGGCGGCGACACCCGGAUCUUCGUCGCCGACCGCCGUACUUCUCUCUCCGACCUUUCCUCCCGCCUUUCCAAAACCCUCCUCUCCGGCCGCCCGUUUUGGCUUAAAUACCAGCUCCCUAACGAAGACCUAGAUUCCUUAAUCUCCGUUUCCACCGACGAAGACCUCGAAAACAUGAUCGAAGAAUACGACCGUGUCACAAAAACGUCACGUAUCCGUGUUUUCCUCUUCACCAGUGAGUUCGAUUCGGUAUCUUCGAUCGGGUCGCUUCUUGAAAGUUCUACAAAAUCGGAGGAUUGGUUCGUACAUGCGUUGAAUAAUGGGGGAAAUUCUGGUUCUAUAACAACUACUAAGGUGUUUUCUGAAUCUUCCUCAGUGAAUUGUCUUCUAGGUCUUGAUGAUGAUGUGAAUUGUAACGUAAAGGGUGAAAAAAACGUGAAAUUAAGUGCUCAAGAUGUUCAGUCGGUGCCGGAUUCUCCGAUGGUGGAAACGACGUCGUCUUUUGGGUCGACUAAUUCCACGCCGUCCCUUGCAAAUUUGCCGCCGAUAAAGGUACACGUGGAGGAGAAUAAUCAGAGGGUUGGAAUUGAAGAGCAGUUUUCACAAUUAGGGGUUGGAGGCAGCAAAGUGGAUUCGUCUUCACCACCGGCGCCGUCUGCCCCGGUGGCCGGAGCUGGGUUUUCCGGUGUGCCAGUAGUGGUUGGUGGGGAUUAUGGGAGUCGGGUUUUUUCAGAUGAUGAGAGAUCGGAACAGGGUGUUGGUUAUAGGAAUCUUGCUCUCACACAGACACAGCAGCAGCAACAGCUACAGCAGCAGCCUCAACAAUUGCAGCAGCCAAGGCCUGUUGUUCCUUCUGAUUUGCCUUCCCCCAAUUCAGUUUCGAGUGAGAGCAGUUUGUCUGGGCAAAGGCAUUUCUUUUAUCAAGAACCAGGGGGUCAAAUUCAGUCGGGGAACAAUAGGGUUUCCGUCAAUUCAGUUGAUCCAAAUAAUAGGCCUCAGGUGCAACAGCAAGUCCAGGAUGCUGGAUAUGCAUUACCAGUCCAAUAUGAUCAGCAGCAACAAAUGUAUCAACACCAACAAUAUGUCCAUGCUGGUCAAUAUAUCCAACAUACCCCUUCUGGGCCUGUGCCGAUGACGUCUUAUUAUCCUAUAUACCCUUCGCAGCAGCAAAAUCAUCCUCAGCAUCCUGCUCUUGACCACCAAUACCCAGUUUACUUCGUUCAAUCUAGACCUUCACAAGCUUACAAUUUGCCCAUGCAACAAACAAAUUAUAGUGAGUCUGCUUCAACAAUGCCUUCAAAUCAACCCCAAACACCUCCCGCUCCUAAUAUGGCCACUCCUGCAGCAGCUUACAACCAUGCUAGAAACCCUUCUGCCUCCAAACCUGAAAUGAAUGCUGGUGCAUAUAGAACAGCAGCUGCGGCAGCUCCACAAUUGGUACAGAUAACUUCUGGUCAGCAUCAGCAGCAAUAUGUUGGCUACUCCCAGAUUCACCAUCCCUCUCAGUCAAUUGCUCCUACAUCCGCUGCUACUGCCAAUUAUGCAUAUGAAUAUUCUGAUCCCACACAUGCACAAAUAUACUACACUCAGUCUCAUGCUCCCCAGUUUGCUGCUCAAUACCAAACCAUGGCAUCAUCCCCUGCUGUCGGUUUACCCAAUACGUCUUCUCAGCUUCCCUCAGAAAAAAAUCAAGCAACAAAUUAGAACUUCACAAGCCAUGAAAGGUGAGUUGCACAUGAAGAAACAAUUUUGUGGCUAUGGGUUUGAUUUAUGUUUAAAGUUUCUGUUAUAAAUGCUUGAAUUCUCAUUGUUACUGGUUUGUCAAAUGUAUUUGUUAUAGAUAUAAGACAACUGGGCGUUCAUUUCUUUUCUUGUGCAAUCCAUGAAGUGAUAGCUAUCUGGAUCAUACUGUAAAAGCUUAAACUCAUAUGAUAUCUUCCCUGUUCUAUAUAUAUGAAUUACGGAAUAAAUGUAAUGUAGUGAUUGAGGGAUUUAAUUCA